Molecule: messenger RNA, 1380 nt
Organism: Lindgomyces ingoldianus
Lineage: Eukaryota; Fungi; Ascomycota; Dothideomycetes; Pleosporales; Lindgomycetaceae
Product: WD40 repeat-like protein
Exons: 1
Coding region: 115-1182 (355 amino acids)
Biological process (GO): protein import into peroxisome matrix
Cellular component (GO): cytosol; peroxisomal matrix
Molecular function (GO): protein binding
Source: RefSeq, a predicted model, not a curated record
GAAAGACAUCUGCGACUCGUCAAAAAAAAAAAAGACCAACAAACCCCUGCCAAUGAUGAGGUCCGCCAGAAGCACCCAUUUUGACAUCGACUCUGGAUUGUAGCGGCUGGCACCAUGCUCGAAUACCGCACGCAGGGCUACAAUGGCUACAGCGUCAAGUACUCUCCCUUCUUCGACUCGCGCCUCGCAGUGGCCGCAUCUGCCAACUUUGGUCUUGUGGGCAACGGUCGCGUCUACAUUCUUGGACUGACGCCGAACGGCAUCGUGGCCGAGAAGUGGUUCGACACGCAAGACUCGCUCUUUGACACGACUUGGUCCGAGGCGCAUGAGAAUCAGCUGCUGGCGGCCAGCGGCGACGGGUCAGUCAAGCUGUUCGACAUCACGCUCUCGCAGUUCCCCAUCCAGUCGUGGGAGGAGCACGCACGCGAAGUGUUUGCUGUGCACUGGAACCUGGUGGCCAAGGACUCGUUCCUGUCCAGCAGCUGGGACGGCACCGUCAAGAUCUGGAAUCCCAAUGCUAGCCAGAGCCUCAUCACGUUGCCAACGCACUCGUGCACCUACUCGGCCGCCUUCAGUCCGCACAGCCCGAGCAUCCUCAGCAGCGUGAGCUCUGACUCCCACCUUCGCAUCUUCGACCUCCGGACUCCCGCCUCGGCCUGUAACCACCUCACCCUCAACAUCCCCAUCCACACUCCACCGAAGCCGCGCAUGGGAGCCGCCGCCCCCGUGGGUGUGCCACCGUCCGAGGCCCUCACCCACGACUGGAACAAGUAUCGGGACACGAUCGUUGCGACUGCCGGUGUCGACCGCCUGAUCCGCACCUUUGACAUCCGCGCCCCCGCCGCCGGACCCGUCGCUGUCCUGCCCGGCCAUGAGUACGCCGUGCGGCGGGUGACCUGGUCGCCGCACCUCUCCGACGUCCUGCUUAGUGCCAGCUACGACAUGACGUGCCGCGUGUGGACUGACGGGAGUGCCAUGGGCGCAGGCACAAUCAAGCAAGAGAACAUGCUACAGCAGGAUCCCAUGGUGCUUGGCGGCGGGAGGGAAAUGGGAAAGAUGGUGCGGCACACCGAGUUCGCGACUGGUGUUGACUGGUGUCUCUUUGGUGCCGAGGGGUGGUGUGCCAGCACGGGCUGGGACGAGAGGGUCAUGGUGUGGGACUGCAGGGCUAUCAUGCAUUGACGCGGGGAGAUGAUUUUGGGCAAACCUUUCUCGCAUGUAACGGAGUCUGAGGUAUCACGAAUUGAUGAAAAGUAGUUGGUUUCCAUCUACAUUAUGCUGCAUGGGAAAGAAGAAAGUGCUGAUUAGACUGCCAUCGUAAACAGGAAAUACCACCUCUUGUCAUCUAACAAGGAGCAUUAUAAGGGUUAUUUAGAGCAA